AUGGCAAGUAAUAACAACAGCCGUCCCGAUAAUGGUGACCGACAACAAGCAGGCGAAGAAGAACUUGCAACCAAAACUUUACAUGUACAAUCAAAACGUUUUUAUCUUGAUGUAAAACAAAAUCGACGAGGACGAUUUUUAAAAAUUGCAGAAGUUAGUGCUGGCGGACGCAAAAGUCGUAUAUUGAUGUCGAUGAAUGUGGCUAGUGAAUUACGCGAUCAUUUGCAAACAUUUAACGAGCAUCUCGAUACGCUUGGUGAGCCAAGUCCAAAUAAUGCGCCUGAGGAUGGACGGUUGAAAAGUGUUAUUAUAUCGCGUGACGACAGAAAAUAUUAUCUUGAUUUAAAAGAAAAUGAACGUGGUCGCUUUUUGCGUAUAUCAAUGGUCGGCAUUGCCAGCCCACGUACUCAAAUAGCAGUACCAGCACAAGGUAUCACUGAACUUCGUGUAACAUUAUCGACUUUACUGGAUGAGUUUGGCACUGAAGAUGAUCGAGGUACCCUUUGA
This is a messenger RNA of Didymodactylos carnosus, 507 nucleotides long. The record is from the annotation of a GenBank genome assembly. NCBI's taxonomy places the organism in Eukaryota, Metazoa, Rotifera, Eurotatoria, Philodinida, Philodinidae.